GAUGUUUAUUUGGUGCAGAUUGAUUUAGUGUCGGAAACAAUUCCUGCUGCUCUUCACUGCCUUGUUAUUGUCCGUUGGACGAGAACCAUGUCCAGGAUCUCUCUUCGGCACAUCUUCACCUUCUUCUCUGCUCAGGCUGAAAGUUCGACACCUGACGGCUCGAGACCGGGACCUCCGCAGCAGCUUCAGCAGGCGCGCCGGGGGCAAAGCUCACGCGACGAGGAAAAACCUGGUUCUGUGCGCAGCAGCAGCAGCAGCCGCGGCCGCCGCCGACAUGAGCCUCAAAGCGGACUCUGAGCCCAACAACAGCGUCUCUAUCGAGGAGGAGGUACGAACUCUGUUUGUCAGCGGCUUGCCGGUUGACAUCAAACCACGAGAACUCUACCUGCUGUUCAGACCUUUCAAGGGUUAUGAAGGGUCACUGAUUAAGUUAACAUCAAAACAGCCUGUCGGGUUUGUAACCUUCGACUGUCGCUCCGGAGCUGAAGCUGCAAAAAAUGCGUUAAAUGGUAUCCGUUUUGACCCCGAAAGCCCCCAGACCCUGCGCUUAGAGUUUGCUAAAGCCAACACGAAGAUGGCAAAGAGUAAGCUGAUGGCCACACCGAACCCCACAAAUAUCCACCCUGCUCUAGGAGCACACUUCAUUGCACGGGACCCAUAUGAUCUGACUGGGGCAGCACUGAUCCCUGCGUCCCCCGACGCCUGGACUCCUUACCCCCUGUAUACCACGGAGCUGACCCCAGGCCUCCCUCACGCUGCCUUCACGUACCCGACAGCCGCUGCUGCAGCUGCAGCUGCAGCCCUCCACGCCCAGAUGCGCUGGUACCCUACUCCCUCUGAGACUUCCCAGCCUGGAUGGAAGUCCCGGCAGUUUUGUUAGAUAUUUAGCCUCUGGAAACCACACCUUUAUCCAGCUGACGUGAGGCUUACUGAACUCUUCAUUUAAUUUAAUCAAGUUAAUUUAAUGGACAAAUGUGCAUUAUUACACAGUAUUUAUCUCCCCCCGGUGGUCUCUGGGUGGAGUUGGAGUUAAAAACAAUUUUGCUGUCGACAAUCUAAACUUAUCCUUGGUGGUGAUUGCGGUACCAUCUGCACUUAAAAAAAAAAAAACACAAAUAAAACUCUUCCUAAUURCGAAGGAAAAUUGAUGUUUUAAGUUGGUCCCUUCACGGGUCGCCGCUGCUCCUGGGAGGUGUAGAGCUGUUCAGUCAUUGCAUGUUCAAGUCUUUUUGGCAUGAAUUUAGAGCGCAGAUUUCUGUGUAUCCUAAUUUUGUUAGUGUUUGUGUUACCUUUUGACAUAGACAGCAAAAAGCUAUUAAUUUUUGUUUUCUUUGUGUAGAACCUUGGUCUUACCUCUGUAAGCUAGGCUGUUGUGUAAAUGGCUUAUCUCGCAUGGACCUUGUGAAUGCUUCCCUACAUUUGGACAAUCCCAGGCCUCAUCUGUCUUUAUUUGAGCAAAGGAAAGUACAAAUCCUCUGUACUCUUUUGUGUAAUGUAUAUUUAUGCAUUUUUGUGCAACUAAAUAAUGAACCUAUAUAAGUUGGAUGUUAGUCAUCUCUUGUGUUUGGUGUUCAUUUUUUUGAUCCUAUAAUCCUGUUGAAGUAGUUUUAAAGAAAAGUGCAAUUUGUUUAAAGGGGAAGUUAGUAUCUGUCAAAAAAAUGGAAGUAUUGAGCUUGGCUUGUGCCGUUUUGCUAAAAUGAGAUUGCUGUGAAACUGGACUACAAAUGUAAAGGUUUGCUUUUUGGGGGUGGGAGGGGGGGCUUUUUGAAAUGGGUAGCAAGAUUAGACUGAUGAAGGAAUUUAGUUUGUGGUUAAAAACCUGUUUGUCUUUGUAUCUGCUGUGCAUAAGAUGUUAAAAACAAACCUCAUCUUAUGAAUAAAAGAAGUGAAUGCAUUUCUC
Molecule: messenger RNA, 1900 nt
Organism: Austrofundulus limnaeus
Lineage: Eukaryota; Metazoa; Chordata; Actinopteri; Cyprinodontiformes; Rivulidae
Product: RNA-binding protein with multiple splicing
Molecular function (GO): protein homodimerization activity; RNA binding
Source: RefSeq, a predicted model, not a curated record